GCACAACAACACACACGCUCACUUACGCACACACACGACGACGACGACGCGCGCACAAUAACCCAGCGCGCGACCUCACGACCUGUUGUAUCACCCCGGGGCUGCGGCAACACCCACGCGAGCGGACCGAGCGCCAGUAGCAGCGACUGCGGCUUGAUUCUGUCCCUCGCCACCGCUCGCGCGCAAUAGAUUCGCGCAGACCAACCAGACCAGACCAGACCAGACUGAGCUCUUGCAUCAUCAUCGACACUCCAUCAUGACGGACCAGGGAUACGCCUCGUCGGGCUCGGGCAGCGGGCGCGUGUCGGGUGGCGAGGGGAGCGACCGGAAUGCCAUCGUGCUCAAGGUCGGCAUGGUGGGCGACUCCCAGAUCGGCAAGACAUCGCUCAUGGUCAAAUAUGUCGAGGGGAGCUUUGACGAGGACUAUAUCCAGACACUCGGCGUCAACUUUAUGGAGAAGACCAUCAGUAUCCGGAACACGGAGAUUACCUUCUCUAUAUGGGACCUCGGCGGACAGCGCGAGUUCGUGUCCAUGCUGCCGCUCGUUUCAAACGACGCCGUGGCCAUCCUGUUCAUGUUCGACCUGACGCGGAAAGCGACGCUCAACAGCGUCAAGGAGUGGUACCGCCAGGCGCGGGGUUUCAACAAGACCGCCAUCCCAGUGCUCAUCGGCACAAAGUAUGACCUGUUUGCCAGCCUGCCGCGCGAGGAGCAGGAGGAGGUGACCAAGCAGGCCAAGCGCUUCUCCAAGGCAAUGCACGCGCCACUGAUCUUCUGCUCUACAUCCCACUCGAUCAACGUCCAGAAGAUCUUCAAGAUCGUGCUCGCCAAGGCCUUUGAUCUCAAGUGUGUUAUUCCCGAGAUUGACCAGGUCGGCGAGCCCAUCCUCCUCUACGUCGACGUCUAGUCUGCGACUACUACGUCUUUUUACUGCCCGUCUGCGGACUCUUCGCACUACCCACCACCCCAUUAUGAGAGACAUGAUGCAUUGCUUCCGACCAGCGAUGGACGGCAGGCAUGUUGACACAGG
Messenger RNA from Vanrija pseudolonga, 1030 nucleotides. It is a transcript of the gene spg1, whose product is annotated as Septum-promoting GTP-binding protein 1. Lineage: Eukaryota; Fungi; Basidiomycota; Tremellomycetes; Trichosporonales; Trichosporonaceae. The coding region runs from base 257 to 907 and encodes 216 amino acids. The record is from RefSeq and is a predicted model, not a curated record. The transcript is spliced from 7 exons. Gene Ontology annotation, molecular function: GTPase activity; GTP binding.